GCCACGCAUUCUCUCCCAUGAUCGGCUGGACGCCACGGGGGUCAAACCCGCAAUCACAGUCUCUAAAUGAGGCGCGGGAGGAAGCCUAUAAAUUCAUUAUUGGCGUAUCUGGAUCGAUAUCUGUGCUUUCACUUCUCACAAUAUGCCUUGUCGUUCCAUCUAUGUAUAAUCUGGUAGAUAACAUCGGGCAGUUCAGCAGGCUGGACUUUGCUUAUUGCGAGAGCGCUAUGUCUGACAUGGAACAAGAGAUGAUUUCUGUUCGCGAGUCCUAUAAAGAAGUUGCUCUCAAUCGAUCCAGUCGUGCUGCCAGCUAUGGAAACUACAAUCCUUCUAUGCUUGUAAAUGAUUCUCCACAAUUUCAGGAGUGCCCUGCAUGCUGCGUUCCCGGUGAACGAGGCCCUAUGGGAGAUCCCGGACUUCCGGCUCUUCCUGGAGCUCCAGGUCCUGAUGGAGCCCCUGGACGGCCUGGAACAACACCAAAUGCGUCUUGUAUUCCUGAACGAGUGUUUGAGCCACCUCCAUGUUUACCUUGCCCUCAAGGACCAAGAGGACUUCCGGGACAUCCUGGUUUCCCCGGUGAUCCCGGAGAUCCUGGGAUUGCUGGACGACCUGGUUCCGAUGGUCUUCCAGGAAAACAAGGAGAACCGGGACCUGCCGGACCUCCGGGUCAAACUGGAAGCGCUGGGCCACCUGGUGAUAAGGGAAGAACUCCCGAGGCCCAUGUCAUUCCCGGACCACCAGGAGAUCCAGGAUCACCCGGCCCGUGGGGGCCACCAGGAAGCCCUGGAAUGCCAGGCGAGGAUGGUUAUCCGGGAACACCAGGAGAGAAGGGAUGGCCAGGACCACCAGGUGCG
Messenger RNA from Strongylus vulgaris, 854 nucleotides. The record is from the annotation of a GenBank genome assembly. Lineage: Eukaryota; Metazoa; Nematoda; Chromadorea; Rhabditida; Strongylidae.